Molecule: messenger RNA, 2161 nt
Organism: Talpa occidentalis (Iberian mole)
Lineage: Eukaryota; Metazoa; Chordata; Mammalia; Eulipotyphla; Talpidae
Gene: ARHGEF16
Product: Rho guanine nucleotide exchange factor 16
Exons: 15
Coding region: 41-2161 (706 amino acids)
Biological process (GO): activation of GTPase activity
Molecular function (GO): guanyl-nucleotide exchange factor activity; protein binding
Source: RefSeq, a predicted model, not a curated record
CAGGUGAGGCUGGGACACCCACAGGACCCGUGCGCCCAGCAUGGCACAGCGGCACUCGGACAGCUCCUUGGAGGAGAAGCUUCUGGAAAGCCGCUUCCACUCGGAGCUGUGGCUUGAUGCCGAGGGAUGCCCGGCGUCCAGCCUCCCCGUGGUCCGGGGUGCCCUGCAGACCAGGGACAGCGGCAGCUCCCCACUCCAUUACCCGGCGGCCCCACCUCCAUCCCCCGAGGGCGAGGCCCCUUGGACUGUCGUCCUGAGCACCCAGAGCCCCGCGGCCCUCAAGAUGGGCACCCAGCAGCUGAUUCCCCGGAGCCUGGCUGUGUCCAGCAAGGCUAAGGCCCCUGCCCGCCACCAGAGCUUCGGGGCGGCAGUGCUCAGCAAGGAGGCUGCCCGGCGGGCCCCCCGACUGCACCCGGCCCCCAGCUUCUCCCUGGAUGACAUGGACGUGGACACCGGCCCUGGAGGGUUGCUGAGACGAAAUCUGCGGAACCAGUCCUACCGGGCGGCCAUGAAGAGCCUGGGGAGUCCAGGCAGCGAGGGGGGCCCCGUUCGGCUCACCCCCAAACUCCAGGCUCUGGCUGAGGAGCCCAGCCAGCCUCCUGCUCGGUGCCCAGCCAAAAAUAAGAAGACGCUGGGGCGGAAACGCGCACACAAGGGCUCCUUCAAGGACGACCCCCGGUUCUACCAGGAAAUCCGGGAGCGGGGCCUGAACACCAGCUUUGAGUCAGACGACGACUUGCUGGACGAGCCUUCCAGCCCCGACAGGACCCGGAGCGUGGGAGCCCCCAUUGUGGUCCAGAACUUCCGGCCCCCGCAGGUGACCUGGAGCCAGCUCCCGGAGGUGGUAGAGUCUGGCAUCCUGGACACGCUGCCAGCUGAGGAGCGCAAGAGGCAGGAGGCCAUCUUCGAGAUCCUCACGUCCGAGUUCUCGUACCAGCACAGCCUGGGCAUCCUGGUGGCCGAGUUCCUGCAGAGCUUGGAGCUGCGCACCACCAUGACGCCCAUGGAGCACCACCACCUCUUCUCCAACGUCCUGGACGUGCAGAGCGCCAGCCAGCGGUUCUUCGAGGACCUGGAGCGGCGGCACAAGGAGCAGGUGUGCGUGGAGGACAUCAGCGACCUGCUGCUGGAGCACGCGGAGCACCACUUCCAGCCCUACGUCGUGUACUGCGCCAACGAGCUGUACCAGCAGCGCGCCCUGCAGCAGCUGCAAAACAACAACGCCGCCUUCCGCGAGGCCCUGCGGGUGAUCGAGACGCGGCCGGCGUGCGGGGGCCUGCCCGUGCUCUCCUUCCUCAUCCUCCCCAUGCAGAGGGUGACCCGGCUGCCCCUGCUGACCGACACGCUCUGUGUCAAGAGCCAGGGCCACCCGCAGAGGUAUAGCGCCGCCUGCCGCGCCCUCAAGGCCAUCAGCAAGCUGGUGAAGAAGUGCAACGAGGGCGCCCAGCAGAUGCAGCGCACGGAGCAGAUGUACACGCUGCACACGCAGCUGGACUUCAGCAGGGUCAAGAGUCUCCCGCUCAUCUCCGCCUCCCGCUGGCUGCGGAAGCGCGGGGAGCUCUUGGUGGUGGAGGAGACCAGCCGCUUCCGGAAGCUGGCCGGCCGGCCCACCUGCUACCUCUUCCUCUUCAACGACUUCCUGGUGGUCACCAAGAAGAAGAGCGAGGACAGCUUCGUGGUCCAGGACUACGCCCAGGUGGACGCCAUCCAGGUGCAGAAGUUGGAGCCCUCAGAGUCCGCUGUGCUGGGGGGCGGCCACCGGGGCUCCUCCGUGCCGCACCCCUUCCAGGUGACGCUGCUGCACAACAGCGAGGGCCGCCAGGAGAAGAUCCUGCUGUCCUGCGACUCCGCGAGCGACCGGGCACGGUGGGUCACGGCCCUCACACACCAGCAGAGGCAGGGCCCCGCCAACAAGGAAGACCUGCCGCAGGUGGAGGUCACCAAGGCCUACUUGGCCAAGCAGGAGGACGAGAUCACGCUGCAGCAGGCCGACGUGGUGCUGGUCCUGGAGCAGGAGGACGGCUGGCUGCACGGCGAGCGGCUGCGGGACGGAGAGGCGGGCUGGUUCCCCGAGGACGUCGCCCGCUGGAUCACCAGCCGCCUGGCCCAGGAGGGCAACGUGCGCAGGAUGGAGCGGCUGCGGCUGGAGACCGACGUGUAG